AUGGAGGAGCCAGGGGUGAAGGGGCUCGCAGGGCCCAAUAGAAGAGGCCGUGAUAAACAAUAUAGCCCAAUACCCAACAAAUUUGACAAUCCACUUGCCUUUAUUACUAAUGGGCCCGCAGCCCAGUGGGGGUGCGGAAAGAAGAAGUUGGGUGUGGUGGGGAAGGGACAAGAACUGAAGAAUUCUACACCUGAGAACUUUGCAAGUAUGGCUUCACAAGUCAAAUUCUCAUUCUUCAUGGCCAUUUUCAUCGUUUUGGCUACAGUUGUAGCUGCUCAUGAUGGUCAUCAUCACAUGGCUCCUGCACAACCACCUUCUAGUCAUGCAAGCAGCAGCUUCAGCAACCAUCAUGCAGUGAUCGCUGGAAUCUUUCCUCUUCUGCUUACUCUUCUCAUUGCCAGAGAGAGACCUUGA
Molecule: messenger RNA, 414 nt
Organism: Sphenostylis stenocarpa
Lineage: Eukaryota; Viridiplantae; Streptophyta; Magnoliopsida; Fabales; Fabaceae
Source: the annotation of a GenBank genome assembly